Messenger RNA from Hypomesus transpacificus, 2973 nucleotides. It is a transcript of the gene ubxn11, whose product is annotated as UBX domain protein 11. Bases 246 to 1745 code for a protein of 499 amino acids. The transcript is spliced from 16 exons. Gene Ontology annotation, molecular function: ubiquitin binding. The record is from RefSeq and is a predicted model, not a curated record. Gene Ontology annotation, biological process: proteasome-mediated ubiquitin-dependent protein catabolic process. Lineage: Eukaryota; Metazoa; Chordata; Actinopteri; Osmeriformes; Osmeridae.
GGAAAGAGCCUUAAUCAAGACCGGUCUAUCAAACAGUGCUUCUCAAUAGAAACGCUAGAGAGAGCGACCCCACGUGGGCUGGAGGAGAAACGUCCACGCGUGACCUAAGGAACCAAUGAUGGGCGAGAUCCACGUUUCCAACGGCAACCCGUUCCAAACAAUCAUCAGAGAGCAGCACGAGCCUAGAACCCACGACCUUCAGAAGUGUAUCCACCUAGUUGCCCACAUGUUUAAAGUCAGAAGAAAUGAGCUCUCCGCUAUCAAUGCUACGUAAAAACAGACGCAUGCCUCUUCCUGGAUAUCUGGGUCAACACGGGGGAAGAAAAGUGCCAUUCAAGGAAGAUCCCUUGAAAGAAUAUAAAGCUUUGCUAAGUGGCCUGUCUGGACCAUCAGAUCCCGUUGGGACUCAUUCCACAGCCACUGACAUGACCGCUACUUCCGGGUCAAAGGUCACACAAAAGAAAGGCCACAGCAGUCAUGCUCCUCCGACUGACUUUGAGCUGAUGUCUUCUAUGAUGCAGAAGCUAAGCUUACUGGAGAACAAGGUGAAGAUCCAGGCACUGGAAAUCGAACGCAAGGAGAAGAAGAUUUUUGUCCUUGAGGAGAAAGUCAAACUUCUUCAGAAGUCAAGAGAAAAGAUGACAGAUGGGGAGGAGGAGAAAGACCUUGUUAGAACUUGCCACAAACUACAGAUCCAGAUAUGGGAAAUGGAGAGCUUUCUGAAUGACUAUGGUAUGAUCUGGGUGGGGGACGAUGAAAAACGUGACACCGCCCAACAAGAGGAAGUAGGGGGUCAUGUGCAGAGGCAGUUUCCAUUGGAGGGUGGAGGGAGGAGAAGCCUUUGGCAGCCAGAGGCCUCUUUGGUGGGACAUUUCCACAUGAACUUUGACCUGGUGGCUCAGAGCAUCAGGGAGCUGAACGUCCUGGCGGGGGAGGGCGAGUCUUUCGUGAGAGCGACCCCCAGAGGGGCUCAGCUGGCCCAGAAGGCCUGCAUUCCCCUGGUCCUCUACAAGAACGGUGUCUUCAUGUUCGACGGACCUUUCCGGUCGUAUCAGGAACCCAGCACUCAGCAUUGCAUGCAAGACCUGAUGGAUGGAUACUUCCCCUCUGAGCUAAAGGAAAGGUUUCCAGAAGGGGUGCCGUUUCAGGUCUUGGACAGACGAGAGGAGGAGUUUAAAGAGAGACGGCCGUGGGCGGAGUUUCCUGGGAAGGGGCAAGCUGUGGUUGGUCCAUCAAGCAACCCAGACCACACCCACACCACCCUCUCUCAAAUUCCUGGUAGGAAACUGAGCAUGGAUCAGUUCCUGAACCGGCUGCCGAAGGUGGUGGUGAAGGCUGGUAGAGUGAUUGACAUUCGGGACUCGGUGAAGACCAGUCUGCAGGGUUCCUCUGAUGCAGCCGACCACAGUGCUGUGACCCUCGUAGACACCCCGGUGCUGCGGGACAUGAAAGAGAGGAUGAAGCUGCAGGAGGGGGACCGGCCUCCGUCCGCCCGCGACGUGGCAACGCUGAGGCUGAGGUCUGAGGACGGGGAGCGCACGUUCAUCCUGAAGAUGCACUUCUCAGAAACCAUAGGGCACCUUCGCCGCUACCUCGACAACCACCGGGGGGAAGGUCUCCCAGGAUAUGACAUCAUAAGCGUGUUCCCUCAGCGUUGCUACGGUGAGGACUGCCAGACGCUCCAGUCCUGUGGGCUCACCCCCAGCGCUGCCCUGCUGCUGAGGACACGCCCCUGUCCGCAGUGACACCUGCUCACGGUCGCGUGCUCCCAGCGCACAGCAACAGCCACCCCUAACAACCUGCCAUGACGACAACAUGAGGAAAACGCUGGGAAGCAUUCCAAUUAUAAUUAUUUUAAAUCAGUGCAACGCUGUAAUUGUUGAUGAACUGCAUUGGGGGGGAAAAAAUCACUAAAAUCUGUAAACUCCAGUGCGAAGUUACUUGAAACAAUCUUUAUUUCUAAAAUGUGUAAAUACAAUCUGAGGACAAAAAUAUAUUCAAUAUACAUGUUUUCAUUUCUUCAGAAGGUUUGAGAUGCAGUAAGGCAAGUUGAGAUGACUUUCCAUCAUGGCUUGAAGACAGUUCUUGACCAUUACAUUCUGCACCACGGUUUGUAGAAGACAGAAAGAUCUCAACAAGACAUUAUUCCAACAAUACAUUAAAACUAGAAUGUUUCGCUUGUACUCGCAACCACUAAAACAAAAAAGGUUAAAUUAAAGUGAUGUAGUGUUUUAAUGAGUCUUCACACAUCUAGACAUUUAUCAACAACAAAUAACUAACGUCCCUUGAAAUGCAUUAGGUAACAAAAAUCAACACACAACCAGUUAUUUCACACGGGGAACUACCUUUGGCAUGUGCACAGCUUGGAUAUCCAUAGUCCUGGGUAUCCCUACUUCCCAAAACUACUUCAAGGAAUGUAUUGAUUGUUUUGCUGGAUGAACAAAGAAAAGGGCUCCUAUGAAGAAGUCCACCAGCCGCAGACCAGAGUCUCUGCACGGGGCCACAUGAAGACAGGCAUGGUGGCAGCCACAGUGGGUCAGAGGCACAUCCAAAUCUUCCAAAAGAUCAUUUACCUGAGGCUUCUGCAAACAUUCGAUAUUUGUAAAUACAUUGUGUAGACCACCAUGGUGUCCUUGAGAACAACGUGUCAGUAGGUGGUUUGAGCAGGUUCGAUCAGCCCUACUGUGGUUAUUUUGUGUCAAGUUGCGUGUGCGCACUCCAAUCUAAUGUUACAAAGACACCAUUUGAAAUAAUGGCCGGUUAGUAACACUCUUCUUUAAAUCACUUCAAAAACAGAUAGAUAUUUUCAGUUGAUUGUCAACCAAAUCCUACAUCGUUUCCCUGAAGAGGAAAGACAAGACUUAAAUAAAACUGUUUUUAAGGGAGAUUGUAUAACACUCACCCAUCCACUUGUUUGAAGUAAGGUGGAAGGCUUUUGUGACAAACAUACACUCACAAACAUCCUUAUAUAAA